Messenger RNA from Thalassophryne amazonica, 516 nucleotides. Its product is annotated as signal peptidase complex subunit 3-like. Gene Ontology annotation, biological process: protein targeting to ER. The transcript is spliced from 4 exons. NCBI's taxonomy places the organism in Eukaryota, Metazoa, Chordata, Actinopteri, Batrachoidiformes, Batrachoididae. The annotation marks the transcript as partial. Gene Ontology annotation, cellular component: signal peptidase complex; membrane. The record is from RefSeq and is a predicted model, not a curated record.
UUUGUCACUAACAGGAAGAACGUUGAUGAUUUCACAGGACCUCGAGAGCGCAGUGAUCUAGGGUUCGUCACCUUUGACCUCUCAGCUGAUUUGCAGCCAAUCUUUGACUGGAACGUCAAACAGCUGUUUCUCUAUCUCUCUGCUGAGUACAGCACAAAGAAUAAUCCUCUGAACCUGGUGCUGUGGGAUAAGAUUGUUCGACGAGGUGAAAGCAUGACCCUGCACCUUAAGGACAUGAAGUCCAAAUACUUCUUCUUUGAUGAUGGGAACGGACUCAGGGCCAACAAGAACAUCACUUUAACGCUGUCAUGGAAUGUGGUUCCCAACGCAGGAAUACUCCCUCUAGUGGUCGGAACAGGACACAUCAGCCUUCCUUUCCCAGACACAUACGAGAGCGCCAAAAGUUACUAGACCCAAGCAAAAGUCCCAACACACACACCUUUCAAACUCUGUGUUCUGCCCCUUAGUUCAUUUGUGACAUUUUAAUUUGUGAUAAAAUGUGAGAUUGGAACACCU